AUGCGCUCUCUCACCGUACUACCAUUUGUUCUCCUUAGCGCCACCACUGUGGUCGCCGACCAGAGCUUUCGCGAAUUCCUAGAAGACAAAAUCCCAAGCUGCGUAAUGGACUGUACAACAGGAUCCCUCAACAACGUCACCACCGACUGCAGCAACGACGCCGCAUCCAGCAAUAACGCGGAGGAUAUCAAUUGCGUCUGCGACGUGCUGCGCGAGGCCGACAGCUCUGUCGUGGUAGAUUUUACCGAGAGUCUUUCGGGCUGUAUAGCCAACGCGGACUGCAGCUCGGAGGAUCUGGAGGAGUUGAGUGAUAUCGAACCACAAAGCUUCCAGGACGGCAUGUGCCAGAGUAAUGGCGGCGGCGACGGCGUCGACGGAGACAACGGUGCUUCUCUCCUUACUGCGGGCUCGACCUUCCUCCUCACUGCCGGUGCUGCUGGUGUUUUUGCCAUCUUCUAA
Messenger RNA from Aspergillus versicolor CBS 583.65, 459 nucleotides. RefSeq lists its product as uncharacterized. The record is from RefSeq and is a predicted model, not a curated record. Lineage: Eukaryota; Fungi; Ascomycota; Eurotiomycetes; Eurotiales; Aspergillaceae. The transcript is spliced from 2 exons. Bases 1 to 459 code for a protein of 152 amino acids.